AGUUUCACGUGCGAAACGUUCCCGAAUUACUGAUUUCUCGCGUGAGUUUAAACCCAAGCAGCCCUGCGCACUGGAGACUGCAGGUAGUCCGCCAUUGCGCCGUAAAGAAGCGUCGGCUCCGGGGCUCUCAACAAUAAACUUGCGUCUGGCACCCCGCGGUCCUAUGAGUAGGGUCGAGUGAACGCUCCGCGGCUGCUCCGUUAACCAGCAGACGUCCCCGUCCCCUUUCCAAAUAACACUUUAAUGUAAAGAAGUAACACACGGGACGAGGUAACCAUGUCCAAUCUCAGCAAAGGCGGCACCAAGAAGGACACCAAGAUGAGGAUACGGGCUUUCCCCAUGACGAUGGAUGAGAAGUAUGUCAACAACAUCUGGGACCUACUGAAGAAUGCCAUCCAAGAGAUUCAGAGGAAGAACAACAGUGGGCUGAGCUUUGAGGAGUUGUACAGGAACGCCUACACCAUGGUACUCCAUAAGCAUGGCGAGAAGCUCUACACAGGUCUGCGAGAAGUCGUCACUGAGCACCUCAUCAACAAAGUGCGCGAAGAUGUCCUUAAUUCGCUAAACAAUAACUUCCUCCAAACCCUGAACCAGGCUUGGAAUGACCAUCAGACAGCUAUGGUGAUGAUCAGAGACAUCCUCAUGUACAUGGACCGGGUAUAUGUACAGCAAAACAAUGUAGAGAAUGUCUACAACCUGGGACUAAUCAUCUUCAGGGACCAGGUGGUGCGAUAUGGCUGCAUUCGAGACCAUCUUCGACAGACCCUGCUGGACAUGAUCGCACGAGAGAGGAAAGGGGAGGUGGUGGACAGGGGAGCCAUCAGGAAUGCUUGCCAAAUGUUGAUGAUCCUUGGUUUAGAGGGGAGAUCUGUUUACGAAGAGGACUUUGAGGCACCAUUCCUAGAAAUGUCAGCAGAGUUUUUCCAGAUGGAGAGUCAGAAGUUCCUGGCAGAAAACAGUGCCAGUGUGUACAUAAAGAAAGUAGAGGCCAGAAUCAAUGAGGAGAUUGAGCGGGUGAUGCACUGCCUGGACAAGUCCACAGAGGAGCCCAUUGUCAAAGUGGUGGAGAGGGAGCUCAUCUCCAAACAUAUGAAGACCAUCGUGGAGAUGGAGAACUCUGGCCUGGUCCACAUGCUCAAAAACGGCAAGACAGAAGACUUGGCGUGCAUGUAUAAACUAUUCAGCAGGGUUCCCAAUGGGCUGAAGACCAUGUGUGAGUGUAUGAGCUCCUACCUUAGGGAGCAGGGCAAGGCUCUAGUGUCAGAGGAGGGAGAAGGAAAGAACCCUGUUGAUUACAUCCAGGGUCUUCUGGAUUUGAAGUCCCGUUUUGACCGUUUCCUACAGGAGUCUUUCAGCAACGACCGCCUAUUCAAACAGACCAUCGCUGGUGAUUUUGAGUACUUCCUCAACCUCAACUCCCGUUCUCCUGAGUACCUCUCUCUCUUUAUUGACGACAAGUUAAAGAAAGGAGUAAAAGGGCUUACAGAGCAGGAGGUGGAGUCCAUUUUGGACAAGGCUAUGGUACUGUUCCGCUUCAUGCAGGAGAAGGAUGUGUUUGAGAGAUACUACAAACAGCACCUGGCCCGUAGGUUGCUCACAAACAAGAGCGUCUCCGAUGACUCUGAGAAGAACAUGAUCUCCAAGCUCAAGACGGAGUGUGGCUGCCAGUUCACCUCUAAACUGGAGGGAAUGUUCCGAGAUAUGAGCAUCUCCAACACCACCAUGGAUGAGUUCAGACAACAUCUACAGACAACAGGGGUGUCUCUGGGUGGAGUUGAUCUGACUGUACGAGUUCUGACCACUGGGUAUUGGCCGACACAAUCAGCAACGCCCAAGUGUAACAUCCCCCCUUCACCUCGUCAUGCAUUUGAGGUCUUCAGAAGGUUUUACCUUGCCAAACAUAGUGGCAGACAACUUACACUACAGCAUCAUAUGGGUUCUGCAGACUUAAACGCCACCUUCUAUGGUCCAAUUAAAAAGGAGGACGGUUCGGAGGUUGGAGUGGGAGGGGCCCAGGUUACAGGCUCCAACACCAGGAAGCACAUCUUGCAGGUCUCCACCUUCCAAAUGACCAUCCUCAUGCUGUUUAACAACAGGGAGAAAUCUACCUUUGAGGAGAUCCAGCAGGAGACAGACAUCCCAGAGCGCGAGCUUGUGCGAGCACUUCAGUCGCUGGCUUGUGGGAAGCCCACUCAGAGGGUUCUCACCAAGGAACCCAAAUCCAAGGAGAUAGAGAAUGGCCAUGUGUUUACAGUCAACGACCAGUUUACCUCCAAACUGCACCGUGUCAAGAUCCAGACAGUGGCUGCUAAACAGGGUGAGUCAGAUCCAGAAAGGAAGGAGACGCGGCAGAAAGUGGACGACGACAGGAAGCAUGAGAUAGAAGCCGCCAUUGUCCGCAUUAUGAAGUCCAGAAAGAAAAUGCAGCACAACGUACUAGUAGCAGAGGUCACUCAGCAGUUGCGAGCACGAUUCCUCCCUAGUCCUGUAGUCAUCAAGAAGCGUAUUGAAGGACUCAUUGAGAGGGAAUAUUUGGCACGAACACCAGAGGACCGUAAAGUGUACACUUAUGUAGCAUAAAACAAGUGGAUUCAGUGAAACUUAUCACCAAGUCGAGAAGAACUGAGAGCCUUUUUUGGAUUGCGAUGUGUUUAAAAGAACUUGAACGAGUUUUCAUCAUUGAUCCUGGGAAGCACUGGGAAGCUUAACUUUUUUUUUUCUCCAUAAAAAUGUAUUUGAACUAAUUCAAAAGAGGGGGAGGUUUUCUAACAAUAUUAGAUUUCCUCUGGUGAGAGAGUUGAAUAGAAGUGGUACAGCUUUGUUGCAGUCAUUUUUAUGUGGCCUUUUGGGGGAAAAAAACAUUUAAGUGUGUUUGCCACUCAGUUACAGUCUGUUUGGGACAAAAGAAAAAGGAAUGAGCAUAAAGAUGAGAAACAUGUUACCAAGCAAUCACAUGGCUAAAUGGAGACAAGAAAAUUUUGGAAUUUUCUCCCAUUUCAAACAUUGAUGUAAAUGUUAUUAUGUUUGUGUUUUGUGGCACCAUGAUGUCUGUACAGGUUGUCAGACAACAAAGGUCUUCUCCUUCCAUAAGAUUUCUAAAUCUCAGAAGAGGAUUACAGACUACAGUUUAUUGGUACAGAUCUGGUUUGAAAUGCUAUUAAAAUAUUUCGGGUACGUUUAAAAAAAAGAAAAAAGGUUGUUACAGAGUCUGACAAGAUAAAUCAAGCACAUCUCAUGUAGGAAAAAUAUUGGAUGCCAUAUUCUUUUCUUUUUUUGGGGGGGUUGCCACCUUUUUCUCCGCAAUUGUAUCCAGCCAAUUACCCCAGUCUUCCGAGCCGUCCCGAUCUCUGCUCCACCCCCUCUGCCGAUCCGGGGAGGGCUGCAGACUACCACAUGCCUCCUCCAAUACAUGUGGAGUCGCCUGCCGCUUCUUUUCACCUGACAGUGAGGAGUCUCACCAGGGGGACAUAGGGCGUGGGAGGAUCAUGCUAGUCCCCCCCAACCCCCCCCCCCCCGAACAGGCUCCCCGACUGACCAGAGGAGGUGCUAGUGCAGCAACCAGGACACAUACCCACAUCCGGCUUCCCGCUCACAGAUACGGCCAACUGUGUCGGUAGGGACGCCCGAUCAAGCCGGAGGAAACACGGGGAUUCGAACUGACGAGCCCCGUGUCAUUGGUAGGCAACGGAAUAGACCGCUGCACUACCCGGACACCCCUGGAUGCCAUAUUAGGAUACUGGUCCAUGUCAUAUUUUGGUCAGGUCUGUGCUAGCGGUGUAAGAGAUGGGGAGCUGUAGCUUUAUACAGCAGUGGUCCUCAAUUGUGGGCUGUAGAAGAAGAUGCAGGUUAUCUUUCUAACCUAAAACGACACCAGCUGAUUGUACUUCUUGGCGCUCCUCCCGUCAGGUUGAGGGUUUGUUGAUCAGUGAAAGCAGCCGGUGUAAUGUGUUGGAAAGAAAACCUGCAUACACACUGCCCUGCAUGGCACAUGACUGAGGACCACUGCUUUACAGCAUGCUUUUAUCUAACAGGUUGAUGGGGGGGCAUCUAAUGCUCUAUAAUUGGUGUAUGGUCUCAUGUCACUUUUUCUGUUCUGGCCCACUGUAGUAUCAGAUCAAAAACAGGACAGAAAAUGUUUCUUUUUGAAUGGAAGGUUCCUUGCAAUGCAGGUAUCAAUUGUUAUUAUUUUUUUAUUUUAUUUUAUUUUGUCGUUCUGCAGUUGCAACAAACGGAACCAAUCUAGCAUCUGUUUUAAUGUGUACAAAUUGUAAAAUAAUGAUUGUACUCACUGUCAAGGUGGGUUGUACAGGGCCUUGUUUUCAUCAUAUUAAA
This is a messenger RNA of Lampris incognitus (smalleye Pacific opah), 4332 nucleotides long. It is a transcript of the gene cul3b, whose product is annotated as cullin 3b. The record is from RefSeq and is a predicted model, not a curated record. Gene Ontology annotation, molecular function: ubiquitin protein ligase binding. Gene Ontology annotation, biological process: ubiquitin-dependent protein catabolic process; protein ubiquitination. Bases 277 to 2580 code for a protein of 767 amino acids. Gene Ontology annotation, cellular component: Cul3-RING ubiquitin ligase complex. The transcript is spliced from 16 exons. Lineage: Eukaryota; Metazoa; Chordata; Actinopteri; Lampriformes; Lampridae.